ACAAACUCCCACUUAAUUUCGUUAACAGAGAACUCAAGAAGAAGAAAGAUGAUGAUGAUGGUGAUGGAAAACGAGUUUCAAGAACGUAGCAACCUCAACAUCAACGACAUUGAUCUCUCUCUCCUCCGCCUCUCCUCCCCACCACCUUACGCCUACUCUCGCUCCUCCUUCCUCUCCGCCGCAUCUCCUGAUGCUAUCAUCAGCCCCUUGAAACGCUCCUCCCCUGUUUCCGACGAGUCAGAUCAGCCCAAACGCAGGAGAGUCUCCCUCCAAGACCCCAUCUUUAUCGCGUCUCCUCUCAGCUCCACUUACCCGGAAACUCAACCUUCCUCCAUCGCCGACCCACCUGUUCCGGAGAAGCCAGAAACGUCGCCGUAUGAUUCCAAGAGUCUUGAAACAGAGGUUGGUUUGUUGUAUAAUCAAGAACUUUGACUCUCUUCUGGUUUUAAUUAACUAGUAAUAAAGAAUCUUCAUUUGGUUGUUUACUAGAGGAU
Brassica rapa (field mustard) is the source of this 494-nucleotide messenger RNA. RefSeq lists its product as uncharacterized. The record is from RefSeq and is a predicted model, not a curated record. NCBI's taxonomy places the organism in Eukaryota, Viridiplantae, Streptophyta, Magnoliopsida, Brassicales, Brassicaceae.